AUGAAUGAGGUGGAACAAAUGCUUGAAGAAAUUCUACCAGUGCUGAUGCCGAUGCAGGAGAGCAGUAAAAUUGUCCAAGUCAUGACCAGACCUUUAGCUCCUGCGCAAGUAACAACAGUUUCCUCUACCCCAUCCACAACGUCUGCAUCAUCAUCCUCUUUGAAAAGGCCAAUCAGAAAACAGCUUCGCAUGGCAGAGCCCCAGUCCGGCCCACAGGAAUCCCUGCAGACUCAGAUCUCCGGCAGGCCAACACCCCUACAACCCACGCUGCUCUCUCCACACCUUAUUCAGGCCCAGCAGCUACCAUCCCUACAGCAGCACACCUCUGGGCUUAUUCCAACUGUCCAUUCCUUAAGCGGUCACAGUCUUGUACAACAAAAGUCAUCCCACCCUUCUCACACGAUCACUGCAUCACAUGCUCAGAAUUUCAGUAUAGAUAACCACCUCCCGCAAGACAGUCAGACCCUGCAGAUCACCGGCCAGAACAAUAUUUCCGAAUUCCUUACCCAGUCGGUGGCCAGCGCCGCCAACACCCCUAGAUUCCUUACCAUAGGGACGGAUGUUGUCAUGACCAGCUCCAGUGUCAAGGCAUGUGACAAUCAAAAUGUAGACAAUGGGAACCUGUUGUACUCCAUACCCCAGAGCCAGCUUCUACCCACCCUUUCUCCCAUCUAUUCCAGUCAAGGAUUAGCUGGCUCACCUUCUAACCCUCAGACCCACUCACUCUCUCCACUUGCCCUCAAUACAAUGACAACAGUGGCUGGUCAAGAGAAGGGGGUGUCACCCUCAUCUAGCAUCAAUAUAAAUGUAAGUUUUUCUCAGUUUGUUCUCACUACCUUUUUUUUUUACCACAAAAAUAUCAAACACCAUACGUCUGGGUAAUUGUUGGUUUGAUUUUGACCACCAUUUCUUUAGUUUAAAAACAAAUGCGUCUAAUACUAGUGUCAAAGUCCUUGUAUACUCGAUUGGUUUGCUUCAUCAGGUUCUUUUACAUGUUGUUCAUAUGUCAUAAUAAUACUGAAUACAUUCCUUUUCCACAAUUAAUGCAACUUAAAUAUAUAAAUAUAUCCCCAAAAGGUACAUUUUAUCAACACAUGUAUAGCACAGUUUGCUAUCAAAGAAUAAUACACAACUAUUUCCUACAAUGUUCUUUUCACCACUGCCCACUAAUAAGCAAUACAUCAUAAAACAGACAGACAAAUAUGUCAUAAUAACCAUAAAAAUAUGUCACCAAUUAAAGCGCUUGGAAGAGCGUUCAAUAACUAAUUACUCUCUCAAAAACACACUGCGCAUAUUCAAACACAAUACCAAGUGCGCAAAAAUUAUUAGUGAACUCCCAUAUUCCACAACAAAGAUAUCACUGAUGCAAAUUCAUUUUAUGAAAUUUUUUAACUUUCCCUCUUUAAAAAAUACCAUAGUGUCAUUCAUGAUUGUUAAAAUUUUCUGUAAAAAGAAAUAAAUUCAUUUUUCCAAAAAUCUUGACCAUGCAAAUUCCUUUCCUUGGAGGGGCGGGGCUUAAACUUUUGAAAACAUUUGGAAUGACAUACUAUUUAAGUUAUUUGUGUGUGCCAACAGCACUAUCUACAGAGCCAAGAAUCUCAAAAUCCAACCAACUCUGGCUCUCAGCAUCAUUUCCUCCAGCAGCAGCAGCAACAACAUCACUACCAAACCGUUGCUCAACAGAACCAUUCCUUUACACAGGGUAACCUAGAAGCACAGCAAAUCAAACUGGUAAGCUUUGUUCUCAGUUUUGCAAAGUGAGGACUCUUUCUUACAGAAUUUUUAUUUAAAAGAACUUCCUGCUCGUACCUUAUUUUAACAGAAACUACCAAUUAGUUUAUAUCCACAAUUUUACUAUAAUUUUUAAGUCUGACAAGCUUAGAAGAACCCAUUGGGUGGGAAAAUAGUUGAUUUUGGUUCUGAGAUAUAAUAAAAAUAAAAAAAGUAGUCAAAAUUUGGGUUAAACAGUGGAUAACUCUUGUGUGUCCCUUGUUUAGGUGACAGCAAUACACUACCCCCAAAUGAAAUCAACAACAAGGCUCUGUGUAAACUGAGUGUUAUGUAAGAUCCAAAUUUACCAAAAAUGUUGCUCCUAAUACUGGAAAUCUUUAUUUCAAGCAGUCAGAGUAUCUCCUCCAACAACAGAAUCAGCAGCAGGUUCCCCCAGUCUUGACCCUGCACCUGAAACCUACCAAUAGCUCAUCAUCCGACAGUCCUGGCUUUGUACUCAGCUUGCAGGGAGCAACCAUUGUCUCUCAGCACAAUGACCAGGUUGAAAACUGCUACUUUAUUUUUAUUCAUAAAAUCUAGCUACAUUUGUUUCAGUUUUAGAUCUUCUUGUAGUUGUCUCUGGUUCACCAAAAUUAUUAGGCUUAUUAAAUCUGGUUGGUUUUUCAAUUAAGGCUUUUUUUCAGUUUGCAAUGUUAGCAGUAAAAAUAAAAUUCCAGACCAAGGAAUCUGGACAAGUAAUUUUCUUAAGGAUGCUGGACCGUUUGUUAAAUUUUGUCUCAAUAAAUAUUUUAAAACAGUAAAAAAAGAGACAUUUUUGUGUUCUAAACAAGCCAUGAACUAAGAUAUAUUUAAUCCUGAAGAAAAUAAUAGAUAUUAUUUAAUUGUUAAUGAAAUCUAGAAAGAAACAAAGCCAAUAGCAAUUUCAAGGUAUUUCCAUGGAAGAUUUUCUAAAUUGUUUUAGAAAAAUUGCUCUUUCUUAAUGGUAUAAAAAAAUAUAUUUUUAUAAAUCAUUUUUUUAUUGUAACCAUUAUUUUUCAGGUUGGUUUCUCUGGCUUCAACACAAAUUCUACGCAGUCCCUGAAUUUCUCCAAUGGCCAGGGUGUUGUCCUGGUAGCUAGUCAAAGCCCAUCAGGCUCUCUCAUUUUGAACAGGAUAUCACAAAAUACCCAACCAAUGAAUUCGUACACCCCAGCACACAGCUGUGCUUCUGGGUCAUCAGCCAACAAGACCUUCCCCCAGCAGCCCCCAAACAGUAUGUGUUCACCUCAGUUCACCAGCACACCUGUGGCCAUGACAACUUCCAUGUUCACCCAGUCUGGAUCUAAUGACAAACUGUCUCAAGUCUUCAGCUACUCGUCAC
Lymnaea stagnalis (great pond snail) is the source of this 3091-nucleotide messenger RNA. NCBI's taxonomy places the organism in Eukaryota, Metazoa, Mollusca, Gastropoda, Lymnaeidae. The record is from the annotation of a GenBank genome assembly.